Molecule: messenger RNA, 5248 nt
Organism: Pocillopora meandrina
Lineage: Eukaryota; Metazoa; Cnidaria; Anthozoa; Scleractinia; Pocilloporidae
Source: the annotation of a GenBank genome assembly
GUAAAUUCUUUCAUUGCGUAGUUCACUUUCAACGUUAAAGAAAGAUGUUAUUUCAGCCGCUAACUGCCAUUUGACGAGUCUUACUCAGGAUCUGGUCCUUAAAGUAAGUUCAAUUUUGUUUGUGGAAAAAGCGGAACAUGAUCAAAGCCGAAGCGGUAAAAAAAUCAAAACGUUUAAAAGAUUUGAACCUUCAGUUGAUCUUGAUUGUCACGAGAACAGACAUUCAACGAAAGCAGCGGAUUCGACUUAAGUUGACUCGUUAUUCUGGUUCGUAAUAAUCGUACUAUACAUUACGUAUUAAUAUCAUUUUGCAAGGACUCUCGAGGCAACCCGUGAAUUUCAUAAUAGGUAAUUUUACAUGAUGCAAUAUGUAUUCACAUAAUUUUGCCAGGACUCUCGAGGCGAAUGUGGCGUUAAUUUCGUUGAUGAAAGGGAUAACAGUAAAUUGUUCAAGAAUGUAUGUUCAGACAAGCCCUUCAAAGUGUUUCAUGAUUUUUCGUGAUGCGAUUUUUCAAAAUUCGACUGAUGUUUUCACUGCCAUUUUUUUUGUUUUGAUCAGCCCAUCGAACACCCAUUCGCCGCCUCCUUAACUUGCCACGCAUGAACCAAUAAUCAUCAGAACAGAUAUACCAUGCUAGUGAACACAUUCUGAGGGAGUCUAAAUGCGCCUUACUAGUAUUUUAACUUUUUCCGCCUUCCCAAAGUAAACCUACAUCAAGCAGUUUUUCUCUUGAAAUAUUUCAUAAAGGGCCAUGAACUUAUUUAUCGAAAAAUGAUCUCACCAUGCUCAGUUUUUUAAAUAGCACAUUCGUUAAGAGCAGUUUUGUCAGUUUUCUCCUAUGAAAAGCGUUUUUGACCUGGCGUUUACAAAACGGCGAAAUUGAGUCUUAAUAUUCUUCUACCGUUUUAAGCGAUUCUUAAAUCAACCCUGGAGCACUUUGUCUACAGCCAUUACAAAAUAUUUACUAGUCCACGGCUGAGAGCCAAUGGUAAGAACCGUUUGCCAUUUGCCGUAAACAGAACUGCUUCGUCACACUUGAAAGUAAACAAACUGAAAUUAUAACGCUCGAAACGCCAGCUUUACAAAUGCUGUUCGAUAGCAAAAUUUACAUUAUCAACUUAACGAUAAAUCAAUUUCCUUGUAAUAACCCCAACCGACGCAGCACCACAGUUUCUUUAUAAAUGUACCCCUUAUAAACUGACUGGGAGAUGAGUCCUACCGCUUACAGUCUUAGUACUGAUUUUUACGUAAAAAUGAAAGCCGCACAGCCGCGAUAACUGGCGCGGGAUCUUCAAGUCAGGGGUAACCCGCUUCAAAGUGCGCAAAGAACUGUUAGCCAGUAUGCGGUCGACACUUAAACUGCUGUAUUAUUUGUCACAGUAGGUCUGAGCAAAAAGUCACUGUGAUUAUUACAUUGUAUUGACUUCUACUAAACUGAAUUGUGGAGAGUAGUUCAUAUCCACCUUUGUUUACGGGUGAAUAUUUACUAACACUGUUAUUACUGAAUCCAUAGCGAAGAUGUCAGAAGAGGUAUCUCAGCGCCAAACACUACAUCUUAUUAUUCUUGGCCUUAAGAGGUACCAUGGACUCGAAUCGUUUUAUCGUCUUCGACAAAUCCCUCCCAGCUUGAAUAGUGCAAUGGAACAUUCUACAGUUCAUUGGCCAUAUGUCGUCAUUCACUAUCAACUGGGAAUUGAAUUAUACCCCAGUUAUGAAAUAUGUCGCUGGGAGAUGAGUCCUACCGAGGCUGGAUUUUCUGUUGUGAGUAAAUCAAAUUUAAAACAGUGCCUGCUAAAAAAACGUCUCUGGUACUUGAUCAUCAUCUCUCUGUUGAAAGUUAUCUUUGUCUUUUCGUUAAGCAAAUAUUACCUAAAUACUUUCUCAUUCAACGUCUUCGCAUUCUACGAUGUCGAGGAGCUUUGAGAGGGUUGAGACUUCUCUACUCCACUAGCGGUUUUAAGGAUUGAGCAUGUUUGGAAGGAGGGGUGAGGGGGGGGGCAGCACGCCUCAAAGGUGAGGUUGAGAUAUUUUUUGACCGAAUCUAGAGAUUUCUUCGUGGAUGUUAUUGAAGGUUUUAUGCUAGGUUAAUGUCAAUGAUGUACAUAUUCUCGUUUUCUUUUGCAGACUAUUGGCCACCUCAUCAAACUGCCGUCAGUCAAGACCCUAAAAAUAAAAAUAAUAAUUAAAAAAAAACUUAAAAGCGAAAAACCUCAAUACACUCUUACUAUGCUAAAUUGAGAAUUUUGAGUUCACGUUCAGGUGUUAAAGACAUAAUAUUCCAUGUGAUUUUCUCUAGAACCGUGGAGAGUAUCUGAUUGAAGUGAAUAUCUCAUCACCAGCAGUGAUAUUAACCGCAUCUCAGGACCGUUUCACCGGACUGGUCACCCUUCUUCUUCCAUCCGUCAGACCAGAGACCUUCUCUCACACAGUGCGGCUUUAUACCUCUAUGGAUAGGAGCCGAAAUGUCGCUUAUUUUCAAAAGCUCUUUUCGGUUCCAGGCCCCCGUCUUGAGGAAUUUCUGGAGGGAUCUGGAAUUGAGCAACCCAUCAGAAAACUAAGACCGAAAGGUUUGUAUCUUUUCCAUUGAUAAGGAACUUCAUUCAGAUGAAUUGAGGCGUGUAAGGAAUUGCUUUUAGUAGUAGGGUGGGCAAAAUGUAAAUUUUUUGGAGAGGAUAUCUAGCUUCAGAUGGAAACCCAUAUAUAAUAAUAAUGGCUCGAGUUAAGCUUUGCCACGAAUAUUCUUUCAACACUAUAUAUGAUGAUAGCGCUGGAGUGUAAGUGGUAACCUAUCCAUUAUUUCUAAGGUACAGUGAAUUCAAUCUCACUGGUUGCUGUCAUAGACCAGUAAAUGACUUCUUAUCUCGUUUGAUUCAUAGGUUUGUGGACCAGCCCCAUGGGAAUGUCUAUGGUCGGUCAUUUUCAACGCCUGGCAGAUAACGGUGGGUUUAAUCAUUUCUUUAGGAGAGAAAAUCAGAACAUUGCUUUUUUUCAUUUUUACCAAUAAAAAUCUUAUUUUUGAUCAGGGGACCAUGUGCGUUUUACUAGGCACAAAAAAUUGCUCCAGAUGUAUAUUGACAGGAAUCCCCGGUUCGUGGACUUGCUACCAUUGAUAUUGUAUGAAGUGAGUGCUUUAAAUUUUUCCAUUUCAUUUUUCCUGUUCUUCUAAAGUUUUGGUCUUUAUUAUACAUGAUGAUGACGCCAACUCGUCAUCACCUGAGUUGUUUAUUUUUUUUCAAAUAAGCACAACGAAAAGAACCAUAUCUCAUCAGGAUCACAUGCACAGUAUUCUGGUGGCUUCCUCUGUCAUGAUUUAGAAUAAAUGAAAACCUAAGAACGCGAAAGUAGUUGCUUGCAUGUUCUCUGGGGGUAGGAGAAGGAAUUUUUUUUUUUUAUUCGAAGAAGUGUGUUAAAUUUUCAAACCUACUCUUCUCGGGGAAAUUAACACAGUUAACUAUGCCGAGGGGUCAGAUAGUUCAUUUUCUUAUACCAUUUUCCUCUAGGAAACCUUACUGGAUUUGCAUGAGAACAGACAUGAGGACGCAAAGAAACACGCCAAUCAGGCCUUGGAGACUUCCCAAAGAUUUCAUUCACCUAAUCAUUGCUACAUCCUUUCCAAGCUCAGAUAUGUCGAGUCUGCCUUAGCUCGUAGAAAAGGAGACUAUGAAAGGGCUAGGGAGUGCCUGGAUGUUUCUGUCGAGGUGAGGGUAUUAGAGAUACAUUCAUGAAGUCUAAUCGACAUCAUUUUAUAGAAUUUUCCCCGAAGCAGUCUACCACGAACUUGAAUCCCAAGCCGGUUUUGAACUUAUCAAUAUCUGGUUAUUAUAAUGUCCAACUGACUUGCGUUUGAUUAUCAAAAUGCCCAAACUUAAUUUCAAUCUUUGAAUUCUAGCUUCUGUGGCCCUGUGCAGCGGGCGAGGAAACAGCAGAAAAUAGAUACUUCUAUGCAGCAUUUCUUGCAGAGAAAUCAGCAAGAAUCGGUAUUACGGCUCAAGAAGAGACCUUGGCAGAGCAGUAUUUUCAAGAUGUUCAAAAUCAUUUGAUUGCCGAUACAAGGCCUAUCACCAAUCGCUGCCAGAUCAGAUCAAAAAACAGGCAGCUCGCUUUCUACGUCAAAUCUUCCAGGCAUGUGAAACACCUUGACGUCCAGAGAGUAGUUCCUGAGCCACAAAUGGCCAAAGCACAGCAACUGAUCCGGGAGAUAGAAACACAUCACUUAGUGUACUACCAGAGUAAGCCGCGCAUGAGUUUUGAUAUCGUCAAAACAGACUACUUCAUCCGAAGGGGAAACUAUGCUCAAGGUGAAAAGACUUUACAUCUAACACGAUGAUUAGCUAUUCCAUAUAUAAUGGGAGUGAAAAAUACCUUCAGUUGUAAAAAAAACUGCCUCGGAUAACAUUUGAGUUAAAUGUAACAAGAGAUGAUUUUGCAAAUACAUGUAAAAAUCAUUGACCAAAGAGGAGGUAAAUAAAUGUUCUGGUAUACUGUACACCUCACGGAAACCAGAAACUUAGGUUAUUUCGAUGGAUGUACCAAAGCUUGAAGGGUGAGUUGUUGAACUCUUCAUGCGCGAUUUUGUCUCCUUAGCUGCUCGGCGGUAAAUAGUACCAGUUAAUCACCUCUGAACUAGUAUUUGCGUAUGUGGUAUGUACAAAUAAUAUCAAAUACAACUUGGCUUAUAACACCUGGUAAUAAAGCUAUUGAAUAUACCAGAUAAGGAAAUAAUGAUUCAAGGCAAGAGAAAAUAAUGGGACACUAUAUUCUUUUAUUCAAAGGCAGCAACAAAAUUAAACUUUUCAAAUUUUCCAGAAAGAAACAUUUACAUUAAAUUAUUAUUAUUUUAUUAUCAUUUUCAUUUCAAAAGGAAUAGAGCCUUCCGCAGAAGCCUUCCAGAUUGCCGAAGAGAAAGCCUGGCACGAAUACAAGGAUGUGGCUCGUGAGAGACUUCACUUGUGCAUUGGAAGGAUGACGUGACUCGACUAGUGGGGAACAAAACCACACAGAGAAAGAAAAGAUGUUACAAGGAAUGCAAAGUUAUUAUGGUUGGAUUGGAAUAUUGGGAUAAUUUUAGAGAAGCCAUGCUAACUUGUAUGCUGGUACUUUUCCAUAUGGCUGAAAAUGUAGAAACAGGAAUGAGCCAAGCUUUCUCGUUCAUAAAUUAUUUUAAAGACUUCGUAAACGCUCUAGAUCAUAAUUUAUAUUACUUUUUCGCCAUGGUAGUAAGAAUAAUAAUUGCAGGAAUAAUUAUGU